UCUCGCGCACGCACGUCGAUUUGUUUUUAUUCGAGAAAAAUACCGACAGCUGAUAAGAAUUGCAUUAUAAUUGAAUAUUCUCCAAUUACUAUAAUCUUUUAUAGUGUUCUAAGUUAUUGUGCACCAAGAUGUUGAUGUCUAAGCUGGAAGUCCUAGUAGACUUCGGUCCGAAGCCAGACGAUGUUGUUCUGAACAAGACCCUGACAGAAUUGAAAUCCCAUGAGGGAGUAAAGGACGCUGUGUUUAAGGACGGAGCCAUAUUAGUUGAGACCCUGUUACCUAGCACACAAGUACUGGAGAUGGUGUCUAAAACCUCUGGGAAAAGAGCCGUGUUGCAGGGGUUUGGAGAAACGCAAUCAGCAGUAGCGAUGAUCUCAAGUCAGUCUUGCUGCAAAAGGCAGGUGUUAGGAGUGAUCAGGUUCCAGCAGACGGAGGAAGGCGCGCUGGUAGCUGACGGCAGCAUCGACGGGCUGCCGGCGGGUAUGCACGGCGUUCAUGUGCAUACUGCUGGGGAUUUGAGCCAGGGUUGCAAAUCUAUAGGGGAGCACUUCAAUCCUUGCGGGGCUCCGCACGGGGGACCAGAAGACCCGAAAGACAGGCGCCACGCCGGUGACCUUGGCAAUAUAAUCGCUGAUGAAAACGGACGCGCUACCUUUAGAAUAGUCGAUAAUGUCCUGAAGGUUUGGGAUAUAAUCGGCCGAUCGGUGGCUGUGACUGAAAGAAAGGACGACCUCGGACGAGGCUGUUCACCCUCUUCGAAGAUAGAUGGCGACAGUGGGACACCAAUAGCGUGUGGUAUAAUCGCUCGUUCAGCAGGCGUGUUCCAAAAUCCAAAGCGUAUAUGCGCGUGCGACGGUGUUGUAGUUUGGGAUGAAAGGGACCGUCCUUUAGCUGGCAAGGGCAGAAGGGAAGAGAAGCAAGAGAAGCAGGAGAGAAGGUGUUGUCAGAAUCAUAGUAAUAGUGCUAAUGUCAAUCCUUGUUGUAAGGUUUAGUUAUUAUUUAUUUAGUCUUUAAACUGUCAAACACCGCGAGGUCACCGGUGACCGCAACCUAUUGUUCUAUAA
Spodoptera litura is the source of this 1064-nucleotide messenger RNA. RefSeq names its product copper chaperone for superoxide dismutase (gene Ccs). NCBI's taxonomy places the organism in Eukaryota, Metazoa, Arthropoda, Insecta, Lepidoptera, Noctuidae. The record is from RefSeq and is a predicted model, not a curated record. Gene Ontology annotation, molecular function: copper ion binding. Gene Ontology annotation, biological process: superoxide metabolic process.